Messenger RNA from Mya arenaria, 663 nucleotides. Its product is annotated as heat shock 70 kDa protein 12B-like. The transcript is spliced from 3 exons. The record is from RefSeq and is a predicted model, not a curated record. NCBI's taxonomy places the organism in Eukaryota, Metazoa, Mollusca, Bivalvia, Myida, Myidae. Bases 1 to 663 code for a protein of 220 amino acids.
AUGGAAGCGAAGACUAAGCCCCAUCUCCUUGUGACUGCAUUCGACUUUGGUACUACGUACAGCGGUUAUGCGUUUUCUUUUCAAGAUGACCGGCUGAAAGUUCAGACCAACCAGACUUGGUAUUCCGGAGGAACAGGGAAAAUGAUCUCUCUCAAGACAAGCGUGCUUCUUAAUCCAGAGGGCGAGCUCGAUUCUUUUGGUUUUGAAGCUGAAGAUAACUAUGCGAGUAAAACUGAAGAUGACGAACACGAAGGAUGGCGAUUGUUCCGGCGUUUUAAGAUGGUUUUACACAACAAUAAGGCUGGUCUCGAUGAAAACCGAAUAACACUUGCUCUUAAACCGGAAUCAGCCUCAAACUGGUGUGAGACACUCGAUGUUGACACAAAGGCUGCGCUGGCCGGGACCGGAACGCAGUAUAUGGUCAUUGAUUUAGGAGGUGGCACAGCAGAUAUUUCUAUCCAUAAGAAGUCACAGGGCGGCACUCUUAAGGGAAUACAUCAGCCGACCGGUGGACCAUGGGGCGGAAUCUAUAUUGACGUCAGCAAUAUCAAAUUCUUGGAACUCGUUUUUGGAGAGAAGGCUAUAACUGCACUUAAGACAGAGGAAAUCGCCGACUACUUUGACGUCAUCAGGGAAUUUGAAACAAAGAAACGUACGUUUUAG